This is a messenger RNA of Menidia menidia (Atlantic silverside), 672 nucleotides long. Lineage: Eukaryota; Metazoa; Chordata; Actinopteri; Atheriniformes; Atherinopsidae. The record is from the annotation of a GenBank genome assembly.
UUGUGGGCGAACCAAUCCCCGCUAACAUACCAUGACAACCAGGUCUCCUCCAUUUUAACACGUUCUUCUCCCUUUCCAGGAGUCUACGCCUUUGGUCUCUUCACUGUGGACAUUUUCGUAAACGCGGGCCAGGUGGUGACGGGGAACCUGGCGCCCUACUUCCUGACGGUGUGCAAGCCCAACUACACGGCGCUGGGCUGCCAGCAGGCGCUGCGCUACAUCAGCCACCAGGAGGCCUGCACCGGGAACCAGGAGGACAUCCUCAGGGCCCGCAAGACCUUCCCCUCCAAGGAGGCCGCGCUCAGCGUCUACGCCGCGCUCUAUCUGGCCAUGUACGUGACGUGCACGGUGCAGGCGAAGGGCACCCGCCUGGCCAAGCCCGUCCUGUCUCUGGGCCUCAUGUGCCUGGCCUUCCUGACCGGUCUGAACCGGGUGGCCGAGUACCGCAACCACUGGUCGGACGUCAUCGCGGGCUUCAUCAUCGGGACGGCCAUCGCCACCUUCCUGGUGGUGUGUGUGGUCCAUAACUUUAAGGGGAAGCUGCUGUUGGGCGAUGACCCGUCAGCUGACCAGCAGCCCAGCGCCACCAUGCUGAACAUCGGCCGGGUGGAGAGUCCUCUGGAGAAAUACAUCGCCUCACAGAAUCACAUCGCCUUCGCUGAGGUCACAUGA